AUGACGUUGGCUAAUCAGAAGGCAGCCGAAUGUCUGGAAGAGAACACGACCACAUUUGGACAGGGCGGCCGUAAGCAUCAUUGCCAUGGAGUCCUAGAGCUGCAUUCGCAACUACAAGUUCUUCACAAUGAGGCCGCUUUUCAGCGAGACGUCGAGAUGACGACGUGUGUUCGGGAGAGGUCUGCCGACGCGGCAACACUCAGUGCACGUAAAAUCGAGAAGUGCAAGGCCACACUCAAAAAGGUCGGCGUCAAUUUCCGUUUCGGUUUUUGCUUAAAGAAUUUCGACUGCGCUUUGACAGAUCGUCGAAUGAAGCGUAAACUCAAAAAGGAGAAGAAAGAGAAGACGAGGAGCUGUGCCAAAGAGGCGAAAAAAUUUCGUAUGCACUGCGCAAAGCUUGGAAAAUGUUGCAGUGUUGUGAAAGAAUGUCAUCUACAUGUCAGCAAACGAGAUGAGAUUGCCGAGAAGAAGAAGCAGCUAAAGAAACUCUACGACACCUGCCAUGCUGGUCACUCAAAAAAGGUUGUGAAUCCAACAAAAACCGUAUCGUAUAGUGAUUUCCUUUAG
Angiostrongylus costaricensis is the source of this 567-nucleotide messenger RNA. The record is from the annotation of a GenBank genome assembly. NCBI's taxonomy places the organism in Eukaryota, Metazoa, Nematoda, Chromadorea, Rhabditida, Metastrongylidae.